AUGUAUUUAAAAACGGAUACAGUUGGCAUAGUUGAUUUAUUAAAUCGAUUAAUACAAAGUAAAAAUGGUUUCGAACUGGCAAUUGAAUGCCUUUUUUGCUGGCAGGAUCUAAUUGGUGCAAGUUAUUGUUUGGAACCAAUUUCAACUGAACUUCAACAAACUGAAAGAGCACAAAUCAUAUGCUUAUGCUUGAAAUUUCUCAAUCGUUUAUUGGAAUACUCACCAAAUGCUAUAGCUCGGAUACGUAUCGAUCACGAAUUGAAAGGUUAA
Messenger RNA from Acanthocheilonema viteae, 270 nucleotides. NCBI's taxonomy places the organism in Eukaryota, Metazoa, Nematoda, Chromadorea, Rhabditida, Onchocercidae. The record is from the annotation of a GenBank genome assembly.